This is a messenger RNA of Trypanosoma grayi, 3624 nucleotides long. RefSeq lists its product as hypothetical. The transcript has a single exon. Lineage: Eukaryota; Euglenozoa; Kinetoplastea; Trypanosomatida; Trypanosomatidae. The record is from RefSeq and is a predicted model, not a curated record. Bases 1 to 3624 code for a protein of 1207 amino acids.
AUGGCGGACUACAAGACGCCCGGCCGACAGCCAUCCGGUGCAGCGGCGGCUUUAGGGACCAGCGGGAGUGUUGGCAGGCGAGUGGUGCGCUCUGCCCUCGAGCUUCUCGUGGACACGGCAUCCCCAGAUCUCGUCAACCAACAGGCAUCGUUGCCCAACACCCAGACCCCCGCGAGGUUCACCGUGACGCACGCCGCCGCACCAGCACCAGCACCACCACCAGGGACAGUUGGGCAAAAGAAGCUGCUGUCCCCUUGUGCUGCUGCCGCCCUUCCACUGCAGCUCCACCAGCAGCAGCAGCAGCAGCAGCGGCGGCGACCAACGUGGGCGUCGUCGGGGAGCGGUGGAGACGCAGCGGAGGAACCCAGUACGCUGCUGUUCCUUUCGCCCACCCCCGCUGCAGGGGUAGGCGGUGGGGACAGCGCCGUCAAGAAGCGACUCUUCAAGAGAAAGAAGAAGACAGUGAAGCUCUCCGACUCCGCCAAGAAGGUGACAACAGCGAAGGAAAUCUGGGCUAUGGCUGCUGCUGCUGCCGCUGCUUCGGCUUCGGCUUCUGCGGAAGCGGCAACACCACCAUCACAGCCAGGUGGAGAGGAAUAUCUGGGAGGAGGUAUCGAGAAGGAAGAAAGGGGCGAAAGCCGGCGGGAUACUGUUUCCUCGCGGCCUGCUAGCAGCCCACAUGGGCAUGAUGUUGUUCUUAUCCGCGACGAGCCACUCUUCACAGAAAAGGAGGUGCAACAGCGGAUACUGGAGGCGCUAAAGGCGUAUGAGGCACAGCGCGAUGCGGAAGAGGAGUCGGUGCUUCAGGAGGUAGGUCGCGAGAUUAAGUCACAAAACGAGCGCUACGAUAGACUGUUACAGGAGAAACAGACAACUGCUGAAGAGUGCGACUCACUCCAGGGGAAAGUAGAGCAGCUUGCGCUUCAAUGUGAAGCGCUACAAUCCACCAUAGCGGAGCUGCACCAGGAUCUGCAGGAGGAACGGGAGAAGGCCCGCCGUGUGGAGGUGGAGCUAUGCCACGCGCAGGACGAGAAGCGCCUGGCAUCUUCUGGCAUACAGCAGGAGCUAAACUUUGAGAAGGCUCAGUGGAAGUUGGCCCAGGAAGAGAUGCGGCAGCAGAUUGCUGAGUUUGAGGCGCAGCUGAAGACUCGCACGUUCGAGUGGCAUGAGCUUCAGGCGUCAGUAAACGCCAAGGAGAGUGAGCGGGUAAAGCUGUCGGAGCAGCUGGAGGCGUGCCAGGUCGAAUUGCAGCGGCUGCGGCAGCAGCAGGGCGAACUACAGGCUGAGAACACUGAGCUGCAAGAAUUGACGCGGGCGAAGGAGGCCCUAAUCCGUCAGCUGCAGCACAAGGCGCAGGAGGCGGAGAAGGCGGCGAAGCGAGCGACGACUUCGACACAAGAGGAGCAGGCGCAGCUCGAGUCACGCCUGCGCUCUGUCGAGGAUGCGCUGCGCCAGCAGACGGACGAAGUUCGGCGAAAGAUGCACCGCGUUCACGUACUCGAAGCGGAGCAAGGAAAGGCAGAGCGUGCCACUAAGACGCUGCGCCGCGCCGUCCGCGAGACCGCCAGCCAUUUGGAAGCGAUGCGCGGGACGCUGGAGACAAUCAUAGAGACAUGCCGCACUAGUAAUGGUGGUGGUGGUGGUGGUGAUGCUGCCACUGGCGCCUCACGCCACACGCGGCUGCCGCAACGUGGGCUCCCAGGACCCAUGUUCCCACUGCAGCGGUGCGACGCAGAGGAGUGUAUGGGCACCAACGAUAACGAGGAUGAUGACGAUGAAGAGGAAGACAGUUUGCUGGGACUUGUCACACGCAGGGAGCUGCGUGACGAGCUGCGAAGGGACGGCUUGCUGUCGGGUAAUGUGAGGCCCGCGCAGCAGGAGCGUCGACCGCGCGAGGCCAUGGGAAAAGGCACCGCAAAGAAGAUUCCCGAUGAAGACGGAAACGACACGGAUGAGUGCGGCCGUCUGCAGCGAUGCCAGCAGCACUGUGAGCGAUUGUUCGUGACGCUACAGAAGUUGCUGCUUCAGCGCCAGAGAGAGAUGCGGCGCCACGUUGAGCGACUCGGGACGAAGCAAGCUGAGUGGAGUAACGCGGAGAUCGCACGCUGCCGCGAGGCCCUCGCCGCAUCUGAGGCGAGCCUUGCGCAGGGCAAGCAACAGCAGCAACAGCUGGAAGAAAAGUGCCACCAGCGUAGUGGCGAAUUGCAGAAGCUGCAGGCCAAGUUCUCAGAGCUGCGGGUGGCAGAAGAGGAAGCCAGGGCGGAGCGAAGACGGCUGACGGAGGUUGUUGAAGAACUUCGGCGCGAGCGCGGCAUUCUGCGCCUGCAGUUGGAGGCAAGCCAGCAGGACUGCGUGGAGCUGCGCGAGCGCUACGGGUCAAUACAGGCGGAGGCUGCAGAGGUGCAGGAGCGGCUACGCGUGCUUGAGGAGGACCAGCAGUGCCAAAAACAGAUCAUAGACGCAAAGGCGAAAGCGCUUGCCAAACUGGCUCGAUGCACUGAAAAACUGAAGAAGACAGAAGAUGAGUGCCAGACACUCCGCGAUGAGAAUGGCGCUCUGUCGACAAAGGUGAAAUCCAUGCUGCUGCAACUGCAGACCUCCAGGAUGCAGCAGCGUAGCAAGAGUGUUGCACUGCCAACGCGUCAGCAACAACAACAGCAGCACCAUGAGGAAUUAAGUGCCCUCACAAAGGAGCUGGGGGUGCUGCGUGGGAUGCAGGAAUCUGCCGCCGCACUUCGCGCCAAGGAGUGCGCAGAGGCUGAGUCAUCCUUGAAGAAGCUCCACACACAGAACGAUGGGCUACGCAACGAGUUAGCGCAGCAGCAACGCAUGCUCGCGGACGCUCGCAACGAGGUGGAGCUGCAGCGACGGGCGGAGGCCGCCACGCUACACACACUGCUGAGCGUCCACCAGAGCGGCUCUGAGCCACCUGCUGAUAGCCACAACCCGGGCGGCGACGCGGUGUCGCAGAAAUUGUUCGACGGCAGCCCCAAGCCCCACACGACGGACGGUGCCGACCCUGGCCAGGCGGAAGUAACAAUCGGUGACAUGCGUGGGCGUGUCGUGUCGCUGGCGCAGCGGGCCGUCCUGGAGAUUGCCAGGCUUAAGGAGGCGCUCGCGCAGGCUCCGCGUAGCGAAAAGGGCGGAAGGCUGGAGGCGUUCCGUGCAGCGGAGCGGCUGGCGUGGGAGGCGGCGCAGCGCUCAGCCGUCAGACGGCAGACAUGUGGCGACGAGUGGGACACCGGUGCGCCUCCACCGCUGCCGGUGCCAAUAACAACACCAGAGUCACGUGGUGCGACAUUGCAGGAACAUCAACGACGCUUUUCGCUUGGUACCCCACGCCGUAGCUCCUCGGUACGCGGGUCCCCGUCUCCCAUGUGGGUGGAAAGGGAGUCAACGCGUGCUAGCCUGCCACAUCGACGCUCGGCGUCACCUGUUGCUGUUGCUGCCGCUGAUUCCUGGAAGGGUGACGUGAAUGGGGGACGUAGUUUGGCGCGUCACGGCCCCUCAUCUUCACUGACCUCCGCUGGCGGUGUGUCAAGGUCGUACUCUGGGCAAGGCGUUCUUGACGGGAGCGAUUCGCCGCCGAGGCCGCCGAUGCUUCGAGCUCCCUCGGUGCGCUGA